Messenger RNA from Tilletiaria anomala UBC 951, 621 nucleotides. RefSeq lists its product as uncharacterized. Bases 59 to 394 code for a protein of 111 amino acids. The record is from RefSeq and is a predicted model, not a curated record. NCBI's taxonomy places the organism in Eukaryota, Fungi, Basidiomycota, Exobasidiomycetes, Georgefischeriales, Tilletiariaceae. The transcript has a single exon.
CUUGCCAUAGGUUGUCUCACCAUCUGUCCACGCCGCAAAAGGAUGCAGCUCUCCGAAGAUGGUAUGGAUCACCCAGCGGAGCAUUGGAGAGCCCAAGAUGGGCAGCCACUGGGAUCAGCGAUGGGGAAGCUGCAGGACGUCGAACGUCGAAGCCGCAAGAAGGGAGUUUGAGUCAUGCAGACAAGUGAAUGAUGCGACGUUGGGAAUUAGGUCCUGCGGCCAUAUCCACAAUGAUGUGGCCUGUGACCCGCGUGUUGCCAAUUUAUUCACUGUUGUUCAGUUAUUCGUACAUGUUCGUACAGUCAAAGUUGACAAAGUUGAGGAUCUAGUUACAGCCUAUCGCCACCCGACAUUCAGCGUAUCGUUGCGGAGGGUGAGGGACGUGUUUCUGUGACGGCUCAUUUGAACCAUAGACAUGAAUGACGUAUAUAUAUAUAUAUUGGACGUUUAUACACUUGCUCCCGUAGCCUUUGAGAAGUGCGAGCUUGAUAGUUAUGGACCACGAUGAUAGAGAGUUGUGAUCUCUAAGAAAGCGGACGCUUGUUGGUCGUAUCGUUGCCUCAAGGGCUGCAGGCGGUUCAAGUGUCAUGUUCUAUUGCUCACUCCGCCCUCACCUGUCCG